Molecule: messenger RNA, 2424 nt
Organism: Closterium sp. Naga37s-1
Lineage: Eukaryota; Viridiplantae; Streptophyta; Zygnematophyceae; Desmidiales; Closteriaceae
Source: the annotation of a GenBank genome assembly
AUGGCGUCGGUAGACGGGUUUCAGGUCCCUUCGGACGAUGAUUACGACGCUCUAUACCAGAUAUUCAACCAGUAUUGCUGGUGCGUGCUCGACCUGAUCAUACUCCUCGGCACGGCGCGCGAAGUGGACGAGAUGGACAACAUCAAGUUCGUGCGAUUCUGUCGCGACCUGGGGAUCAUCGCGCACGCGGGAGGCGGCGCGGGACUGCACGUCACGGACGUCGACCUGCUCUUCGUCACCAUCAAGCCGCGCGGCCGCAAGAAGCUGACGUUCGACAACUUCUGCGACGCCGUCGCCGUCAUGGCCGACAAGCUGGGCGUCACCUCCACCGACCUCAUCCGCCAGGCCAUCGCUAUGGACCUGCCGCAGCCCGCGCUGACGUCCGCGACGCGCCACUCCAUGACGCUCUCCCACCACGUCUCCUCGUCGCUCCUCGCGUCGCACCAAACCCUCUCCUCCGCGCACUCGCGCCGCCUCUCCCUCCCUCACCCCGCCGCCGGGCACGCUGCUUCCGCGCACGCUGCGUCCGCGCACGCUGCGCCCGCCUCCCCCGCCGCCCUCGCGCCCCUCGCCGCCCACACGUCCUAUUCGCUCAGGGAGGGCCGGGGCGGACGACCCGCUGCUGGUGGCGCUAGUGGUUCCGCUGGGGGGUUCGGGGGAGGGGGGGGUGGCGCGGGGGACAUAGUGCCGCCUGGCGACGAGUUUCCCCCGAGGCUGAGGCUCAUCCGCACGAGGUCUCUAGAGGCGGAGGAGCACGCUCGCAGUGCUGCUGGCGGGUUCGGGGCGUCCCAUGCCACGGGCGCGCGGGCGGCAGGAGGACACGUGGCGGAAGGAGAGGCGUGCCGCCCAGAGCCGCUGAGCGAGCUGAGGUCAUCACUGUCGGAUCACAACUCGCAUGAAGGCAGGGCGAUGGGCGGGGCGGAGAAGGGCGGGAGGGGGACGGAGGGAGGGCAGCAGGCGGGGAGGGGUGCAGGCGAGCGGAAUGAGAACGCGCAAGGCGGGGAGCCUUUUGCGCAGAGGCAGGCAGUGGCGGGGGGACGGGAUUGGGAUGCGGUGGAGUGGCGCCAUGGGGGGGAGGAGGUGGCGGCGAGAGGGGGGUAUGCGCAGGGGAUGGCCGAUGAUGAUAAUGAUGGUGGCGACAGCAUUGGCGUGGGCUGGACGGAUGGCGCCAUGGGACGAGCGAUGGUGUCCGCUGUGGCAGCAGCAGCCGAGGAUUUGAGGCAGGGCCGCAGGGGACAGGCAGGAGGGGUAGUGGGAGGGGCGGCAGAGGGCGGAGCAAGCAGAGGCGCGCUGCAGUAUGAUGACGAGGGGGGCAGCAGCGCGGAUCGGCGGCUGACAAAUGAGGACCCGGCAGCGUCAGCAGCGGAGGGGGCGGUGGCGAGUCUCAUGUUCUUCGAUGCCUUCCGCUUCUUCUCCCUCCCCCACUUCGCCCGCCACCACUUCGUUCCGCUGGCGCAGUGUGGCAGGCAUCAGCUGCAGGGGCUGCCACCGCCGCGCAUGGACAGCAUUCGAUUCAUCAAGAUGUGCAAGGAGACCGCCAUCCUCGACGCCCGCUUCACCACCACUAGUGCGGACAUUAUUUUCAGCAAGGUGACGCGGGGCAGCGAGCGCAAGCUGUCCGUCUACACGCUCGCUGCCGCGCUGCGACUCAUUGAGGCAGAGAAGGGCCUCGCCCCGCCCGCUCUAGAGCGCAUCAUCAUCGCCCACUUCCUCGCCCACGUCCCCGAUGCUGCCCUCCCGCCGCCCGGCGCCAACCCCUCCUCCUCCUCCCCCUCGUCCUCCUCCCCUGUGGCUGCAUCCGACUGCAGCAGCCAGCAGCAGCAGCAGCGGCAGCAGCAGCAGGAGCAGCGGCAGCGGCACCAGCUGGAGUGGAUGCAGCAGAGUGCUGAGCGCCAGUACCCCCCUGCUGCUGGCUGCUGGGCUGCUGCACCCUCUCCUGCACCCACAUCCGUGCCCUCGCCUUCCCCCGCUCGCUCCAGUGGGUCUAGCCAGCGCUCAGGGCAGGGCAUGUAUGCCCGCCUGCUGCAGCUUCACCAGCAGGGGUUUGUGCAUGAGGUUGGGGGUGAGGUUGGGCAUGGUUACGGUGGGUGUGAAGUGGUGGGAGGCGGUGAGGGCCAGGGACGGUGUGGGCGGUGGCAGUCGCCCCAGCCCCAGCGGCGGCACUCGAUGUGCGCGAUGAAUGCUUGCUAUGAGCUGCCCCACCACCGCCCGCACAGUACAGCCAUGAGGGAUGAGAGAAGAGAGGAGCGGAGGGAGGAGAGGAGGGAGGAGGGUGGUGUAGUGUACAAUGGGGCAGGGUGGGAGGGGGAAGUGGAGCAGCAGGGCAGUGGGGCGGGGGUCAUGGUGGGAGAGGUGGGGGGCGGGAGGAGGAACAGGCUGGUGGCGGGAGGCAGUCUGGCAUGCCCCACCUUGUCCUACCACUAA